UAUCAAACGUGUGCCAUGGCGGCGGUUGAAAGUCCGCACGUACCAUACGCGAUCACGUUUUACAUGGAAUUCAGGAGAGGAUCGCCGCAUCCGUCAAUGUGACGAGCGCCAAAUUUUCAUCUGCUUACCCCAGCUCCACUCAAAAGGCAAUCCAAACCCUAGUAAGGUUUCACAAUUCAUCCCAUUUCGUUCGUGUACGUUAUAUUGUCGCUCUCUUUCUUCCAGAUAUUUAAUUGUUAUUUCGGAUUGAAAGAGUGGGUGGUUUUCCAAUCGACAACCAGAGAGCUUUCAUCUUUCCCGGAAACGAUUCUUUGAUCAAUUCUUUGAAGCAACGUCAGGGCCAACUUUGUGGUUGCUUCUACGGGGUUGAGAAUGGACGGUGCUGUUAGCUGGGAUGCCCUUGAGUGGACCAAAAAUGAGUCGGUGUCCAGGUCAGCGACCCAUGGGAUGGCUGAGUUCUUGCUGGAAGCCGAAGAGGUCGUUGCGCAGGGUCAUGGUGUUGUUCUCGUCAACACAGAUCAAGCAGGCACAUUGUCAGUAACAAACUUUCGCCUUCUUUUUCUGAGUGAGGGUUCUCGUGAUAUAAUUGAACUUGGCACCAUAGCAUUGACAACUAUCGAGAAGUUUAGCAAACAAGCAGUGAAGCCUUCAUCAAUUCCACGCCAAUUAGAUAAGGCAUCAUCUCCACGGCUUCUUCAAGUUGUUGGUAAAGAUCUGAGGAUCAUUGUCUUUGGUUUUCGACCCAAAAUGAAACAGCGAAGAGCUAUUUUUGAUGCUUUGUCAAGGUACACCAAACCGACUCGAUUAUGGGAUAUGUACACUGUAACUUGCGGUCCCUCUAAAUUCAGCAACAUCAAUCCAAGAUUUCGAUUAAUUAAAGAGUACCUUCGGCUUCUAGGCAAAGGCUCCUUGUCUAUGUCAAGCAAGAAAAUUGAUGAUGGGUCACUCAUUGUCUCCAACGAGUUGUGGAGACUCACAACAGUAAAUUCUAGAUAUUCACUGUGUUCAACUUAUCCAUCUUCCUUGAUUGUCCCAAAAAGUAUCAGUGACGAAGAAUUACAGCAGGCUGCUUCAUUCCGUGGGAGGGGACGGUUACCUGUAAUUUCAUGGUGUCAUGCUGGAACUGGGGCUGUGCUAGCGCGGUCAUCACAGCCAUUGGUUGGUCUUAUGAUGAACACGAGAAGCAACAUGGAUGAGAAACUUGCUGCAGCACUUUGCACUCAAACAGUCCAUGGAAAGGGUGUACGAAGGAAGCUCUACAUUGCUGACGCAAGGCCAAGAAAAAAUGCUUUGGCUAAUGGUGCAAUGGGAGGUGGAUCAGAGUCAUCUUCUAAUUAUUUUCAAUCUGAGGUCGUCUUUUUUGGAAUCGAUAACAUACAUGCUAUGAGAGAGAGUUUUUCUCGGCUAAGAGACUAUUUAGAUACCCACGGAUCGACUUCAUCAGAUGGAAUGUCAUCAUUUUUGAGAAACGGCGGGUGGAGCUGGGGCGGAGGCAAUUUAAGCAGUAUGUCAGCUUCUGUUUCAACUCUUGGUGAUAGUGGAUGGCUGAAUCAUGUUCAGAGUGUCCUUGCGGGUGCUGCUUGGAUUGCUGCUCGCAUUGCAAUGGAGUCAGCCUCUGUUCUUGUACACUGCAGUGAUGGAUGGGAUAGAACAACUCAGUUGGUAUCACUUGCAAGCCUCCUGCUUGAUCCUUACUACAGGACAUUCAAAGGAUUUCAGGCACUUGUUGAAAAAGAUUGGCUUGCUUUUGGCCAUCCAUUUUCUGACCGCCUUGGAAUUCCAACAUCAUUUGGGACUAGCUUCUCACAUUUGGAAUUACCCAGACAAUCUUCUGCAGGAAGCCUUCCAAGGACACCCUCAGUUGGAGGCUCAUCACAUUCUCAGGCGGCAAACAAUUGCUCUCCUAUAUUCUUACAGUGGGUUGAUUGUGUUUCACAAUUACUAAGAGUGUACCCAUGUGCUUUUGAAUUCUCAUCGGCUUUCUUGGUUGAUUUUUUGGAUUGUGUGCUCUCCUGUCGCUUUGGGAACUUUUUAUGCAACAGCGAGAAAGAGAGACAACAAUCUGGUAUUGUGGAGGCUUGUGGGUGCAUAUGGAUGUACUUGGCCCAUCUGCGCGCUUCUGAGGAUGGCUUUCAUGUUCAUUAUAAUGCGUUCUAUGAUCCCACAAAACAUAACGGUGCACUGCUGCCUCCUGCUGCUUCACUGGCUCCAACUCUUUGGCCCCAGUUUCAUUUGAGGUGGGCUUGCCCAUUAGAAGCCCAAGCAGGAGAGUUAGAAUCUCAGUGGCGUUUUAUGAGAAAAAGUUGUACUGAAAUGAUGAAGGCAAAGGAUCUGGCAGACAUUAAGGCAAAAGAUCUUAAAAAUAAGCUGGAGUCUCUAGUUUUAGAAAUGCAGAAAGAGAAGCAGUCAGGCAUUUCAGCGGCUGCUACAGUUAGAAGAGUGUACAGAGAGAACCUGGCCAUAAAGAAAGCAAUCCAGUCUCUUGGCUGUGAGGUACAUUUCUCAAGCAACAGAAGCCAUCCGUUCGACUCAGGAAAUAUCGUUCCAGAGACGAUAGAAGGCCUCACAUCCCCUCUAGGUGGGGACUUGUCUGAUGCUAAAGAUCUCACUGAUAAUGAUGAUCUAUGUGUCUCCAUAGUGGCCAAGGACGAGCAUUUGGUUUCUGAUAAACCAAUUAGCACAGUAUGCGAAACAUUGUGCCCUUACCGGACACGGGAAGGCUGCAAAUGGCCGGAUGCACUCUGUGCACAGUUUGGCAGCCAGUUCGUUGGAAUAACAGCCAACUUUGACGCAUUUGAUCGACUUUCUAUUCGCGAUUAUUAUUUUGGAUCAGAAUAACUUGGUGUAUUGACAGCUGAUUUCGUAGAAUAUAUGGAUCUAACUUAUAACUGUUUAUCUUCACUAAACCUGACAGGGAUUUCAGGAUGCUGCAGUUUACAGGCGAGACAAAUGGAAAUGGAAUGAAUUAUAUUGUAGCACAAUGAUAUCGGUAUUCCUGCAGGAUCUUCAUUCUAGCGGGUGCAGAUUUAUGCUUGCCUCUCCUAUAUUUUAACUCUGCUGGCAAGUGUUCUGUUGUAGGGUUUGUAAUUUAGUUCAACACUUGGUGAUUACACUUUCUUAUUAAAUGAUUUAUUUGUAAAUGUGUUUAAUAAACUGUAUAUGCAUCUUAAUAAACCAUUGCUUAUUGAUCAGCUCAUUCCAUUUUUUGUUCAGCUGUCUUG
Molecule: messenger RNA, 3221 nt
Organism: Phalaenopsis equestris
Lineage: Eukaryota; Viridiplantae; Streptophyta; Magnoliopsida; Asparagales; Orchidaceae
Product: phosphatidylinositol-3-phosphatase myotubularin-1
Exons: 19
Coding region: 373-2838 (821 amino acids)
Biological process (GO): dephosphorylation
Molecular function (GO): phosphatase activity
Source: RefSeq, a predicted model, not a curated record